Molecule: messenger RNA, 1459 nt
Organism: Acanthaster planci (crown-of-thorns starfish)
Lineage: Eukaryota; Metazoa; Echinodermata; Asteroidea; Valvatida; Acanthasteridae
Gene: atp5pd
Product: ATP synthase peripheral stalk subunit d
Biological process (GO): proton motive force-driven ATP synthesis
Molecular function (GO): proton transmembrane transporter activity
Source: RefSeq, a predicted model, not a curated record
GCCACCUAGCGGUGAAAGGUCAUCGUAUACGCCAUCUUGUUCGCCGGCCGGGUAAUUUUUUGGUUGGAGACGUUGAGAUUGUUCGGGAAAUCUCGAAAUGGCAGCACGGAGAGUGGGCCAGAGGGCCAUUGAUUGGGUUGCCUUUGCGGAGAGGGUACCUCCGAAUCAGAAAUCACAGUUCAAUGCUCUGAAAUCAAAAGCUGAUGGAUUGUCAUCAAGGCUAGCAUCCAUGCCUGAACAGCCCAAAGCUAUAGACUGGGCUUACUACAAGAAAGUAGUCCCUGCUGCUGGACUUGUAGACAAGUUUCAAAAACAGUUUGAUGAGCUGAAGGUACCCUUCCCGAUGGACACAGCUUCUGCCAAGAUUGAGCAGCAGUCUAAGGAAAUGGACACUAUGACAGCUGAGUUCAAGAAGGGAUCAGACCAGCGCAUUGCGCAGUAUGAUAAAGAGAUCACCAAACUCAAGAACAUGACCCCCUUCGAGGAAAUGACAGUGGAGGAGAUGGAAGAGGCCUUCCCUCACAUGGAAGAGCAGAAGAAGAAGUACCCGUGGUGGCCCCACUACCCAGUGUGGGAGGGCUAGACCGCCGGUGCUGACACACUCCCUCCCUCCCUCAGGGUCAUGGGUUCUAGGCUUCCAGGGGAUAGUCAAACAGUGAUUUAGUAUUUGGUGAAAACAGUGCUUGUCGAGUCCGAUAGGAAAGACUGAAUUAAUUUGUACAAGUUCCUCUUGAAACAUUUCAAAACCUGAGCAGAUUGUUCUCGAGGUUGGCUUAUUCUGUUCUCAUGUGGAAAAACGCAGGAGCACUGUUUCCAGGCAGCAUUUACACAUGCAUGAACUCUUCUGCAUUGCAGUCAAGAACGCGUCUCCAUCAGCUUUCUAAAUGGAACACAAGCAUUUGGGGUUUUGUCAUUUUAAUUUAUAAAUGCAUGCUUUGAGUAUUUCACAUGAUAGCUGUUUACCUUUCAAAUUAAUAUUACACUUUCUCCUAACCAUAAUCCCUAACUCCGCACAUUUCAGGACCAGAUCUACACAUCUCAGAGAUACUUGGUUACAAACUUCACAGUGACAAACUUUUCCCUUUACAGUAUAUUUGAUGGGCAUAUAUUUGUUUCCCAGUAUGUCAAAUUGGUUUUCUCGUCCAGAAAUGAGACCCUGUGAGCAGAACCUUUGUUCUUUUAUUAGAAUUUGAGUGAGUUUCCUCGAGUGAGUUUUCAGUGAUCUCAUACAGUGAUUUACUAAGACUGCAUGUGUGUAACAUUGAUGGUUCCAAGUUGCGACCUAUAAAAUAGCCACCAAUACCCAAAAUGGCAUGACAAACAUAGCGAGUUGCGUGCUGUCCCAUGGUGUGACAAACAGGGAGAAAACUUCACAGAUGGCAUGGGCAGGUCAGUAAAAUGGACUUUAUUUGUAUUGGUGUGAAUAAAGGAGCAAUGAAAUGUUUGAAUUGAAACAAUA